This is a messenger RNA of Equus caballus (horse), 1949 nucleotides long. RefSeq names its product C-type lectin domain containing 14A (gene CLEC14A). Gene Ontology annotation, biological process: cell migration. Gene Ontology annotation, cellular component: extracellular matrix; external side of plasma membrane. The record is from RefSeq and is a predicted model, not a curated record. Gene Ontology annotation, molecular function: extracellular matrix protein binding; extracellular matrix binding. Lineage: Eukaryota; Metazoa; Chordata; Mammalia; Perissodactyla; Equidae.
UGGGAGCGGCCUUGCGCGCGGGACUCCAGGAUGAGGCCGGCGCUCGCCCUGUGCCUCCUCUGGCAGGCGUUCUGGCCCCGGCCGGGCCGCGGCGAGCACCCCACCGCUGACCGCGCGGGCUGCGUGGCCUCAGGGGCCUGCUACAGCCUGCACCACGCCACCAUCAAGCGGCUGGCGGCCGAGGAGGCCUGCAGCCUGCGCGGCGGGGCGCUCAGCACGGUGCGCGGGGGCGCCGAACUCCGCGCGGUGCUCGCGCUCCUGCGCGCGGGCCCGGGGCCCGGAGGGGGCUCCAAAGACCUUCUCUUCUGGGUGGCGCUGGAGCGCGGGCGAUCCCGCUGCACCCUGGAGAGCAAGCCGUUGCGAGGUUUCUCCUGGUUGUCCCCCGACGUCGGUGAGUCCGAAAGCGACACGCUGCCAUGGGUGGAGGAGCCCCAACGCUCCUGCACCGCUCGGAGUUGCGCGGGACUCCAGGCCGCCGGGGGAGUCGAGCCCGCGGGCUGGAAGGAGAUGCGAUGCCACACGCGCGCCAACGGCUACCUGUGCAAGUACCAGUUUGAGGGCUUGUGCCCCGCGCCGCGCCCCGGGGCCGCCUCUGACUUGAGCUACCGCGCGCCCUUCCAGCUGCACAGCGCCGCGCUGGACUUCAGUCCCCCCGGCACCAAGGUGAGUGCGCUCUGCCCCGGGCAGCUCUCCGUCACCGCCACCUGCAUCGCGGACGAGGUCGGCGCGCGCUGGGACGGGAUACCCUCCGGGGCCGUGCUCUGUCCCUGCCCUGGGAGGUACCUCCGUGCUGGCAAAUGCGCGGAGCUUCCUAACUGCCUCGACGACUCGGGAGGCUUCGCCUGCGAGUGUGCUCCGGGCUUCGUGCUGGGGAAAGACGGACGCUCUUGUGUAACCAGUGGGGAAGGACAGCCGGCCUCUGGGGGGACCGAGGUGCCCACCAGUCACGCGCCGGCCACUGCAGCUAGCCCCGUGCCGAAGAGAACGUGGUCACCCAGGGUCCAUGAGAACCCAGCAGAGGUACCCCAUACCCCUGGACGAGGCGGUUCAGCAACAUCUAUUCCCGAGAUUCCUCGGUGGGGAGCACAGAGCACGCUAUCUACCCUUCAAACGUCCCCUCAAGUCAAGUCAAAGGCCGCCAUAACCUCUUCGGGAAGCGUAAUGCCCAAGUUUAAUUCCACCUCUUCCUCUGCCAUUCCCCAGCCUUCCCAGCCUUUCGACUCCUCCUCCACCGUGGUCUUCUUACUUGUGAGCAUAGCGGUGGUAGUGCUGGUGAUCUUGACCAUGACAAUGCUGGGGCUUUUCAAACUCUGCUUCCACAAGAGCCCUUCCUCCCGGCCGAGAAAGGGCCGUUUGGCCCCACCGGGCGUGGAGAGUGAUGCUGAGGCCGCUGCUCUGCGCUCCACUUCUGCCCAUUGCACAGACAACGGGGUGAACGUCGGGGACCGUGGUCUGCGGGACAGAGCGGAGCGCGCCUCGCUGACGGAGUCUUCUCUUGGCUCCAGUGAUACGUAGGGAAAAGGGACGAGGAGCACUUCUUGUGAGCAGAGUUUUUCACUUUCAGAGAAAAGGGAAAAGAGGAACUUAUUUGUGGGACUGACGAUUACUGCAGAAAUUCCCCUUCCCCUAAAUUCCCUCUACUGGGCUGAGGAGCUAAAUCUAAACUAGCCACGCCUUCCCUGAAGAUGGAAGAGGUGCAAGUGCCUUAGGGUGGUACUGAGGGCCGGGAUCCCACGGGGGAGAGGUAUUUUCUUGUGUUUAUUCUGGGGGAGUUGGCAAAGUGGUUGAACUUUUUAAGACACUGGAAGCAAAUAGGAAACUGAAUACGAUUUUUAAAAUUUUAUUUUUUACCAAAGUGGGAAGGAAACCUUCUGUGCAGAUUGUUCAGACUGGGAGUAUAUCGGUUUGAAAUUCCCAGGCAAAAAAUAAAGGAUUGUUCAAAACCCAGA